AUGCGCUCGCCGCAGCUUGAGGACGCGAAAGGCAUCCCGGAGGAGUUUGCCGAAGCGGUGAUGCAGGUGCUGCUCGGGCUGAAAAACUACAGCGCCACCGAGGACUACAGUGCGCCGUACCUGAAGCCGGUGGUGGCCCGCAUCUACCCGCUGUUCAUCCUGCUGUACGCGAUACCGACCGCCCUCGGGCUGACGCUCAACGUCAUGAUCAUCGUGUACAUCAGCAAGUACAAGCUGUUCCGCGACGUGACGCACGCGUUCAUCGUCAACCUCGCCGUCUGCCACUGCGUUCAGUGCGCGUUCGUGCUGCCGAUCACGCUCAUGGUGAUGCUGAUACACAACUGGGUGUUCGGCCAGUUUCUCUGCUUCUUUCUGCCGCUUCUGCAGGACAUUCCCCUGCACGUGGCCAUGCUGUCACACCUACUGAUCGCCUGGGACCGGAAACGGUGGUUGACUGAUCCGCUGAAGGUGCGCCUUCCAGCGUUCGUUUGCAGCUGCGCCUCGUGGUUGGCCGGCUUGGUCAUCGCUCUGCCGUACCCGAUCUACACCACCUUCCUGGAUCUGGAGCCUUACCUGCCGGGAUUUGCGGGCGUCGGCAUUUGUGCGGUGAACUUGGUCGACGACAUGCAGGAGUACAUGCGGGGGCUUUUCGUCAUCAUGUACUGCGCCCCGAUGUCCCUGUUGGGCUAUCUCUACAUCCGCACGUCGCGCGAGCUGCGCCCACCGGACGGGCCCCUCUCGAUAAUGAUGUUCGAAGCACGGGCGGAGGCACGCAGCCGACAAAUACGGCUGUCCACCGGAUGUCAGGCGGGUGGCGGGGCCAGUUCCAUCGGUGGCUCCACCAACCCCGCCUCAACAACGUCCGCCGCCGCCUCCGCCACGCUCGGCGGCAGCUCCCGCACCUACGACCUGUACGACGCCGAGGCGGACGUGAACCGCGAAAAGCGAACGCAGCGCCAUCUGGGGGCGAUGGCAUCGUCGCAGGUGCUGUGCGUCUGCCCGCUAAUGAUUCUCAGACUGGCCCGGAUGACGGUGGCGGAGACGUACGAGAAUCAGGCACACUACGACAUCACCUUCCUGAUGUUUGUCUGGAUCGCCUUCCUGCCGACCAUCAUCGUACCCUGGAUCUACGCCUCCUGGGUGCUCUCGAAACCUACAAAGGAACGACUGAGAGGGUACUUGCGCCUGUCGUCGCGCCGCAACACCGGCACCCGCUCGGAGCAGUCCCUCGACGACCCAGGCAGUACUCCGCCCGGGCAAGCGUCAAAGAAGGCACUGCCGCUGGCGACCCCGAUGCCAUCGAUCGGACCAGCUGCCGGCGCCAUCAGUACCGCUGACACCACCGGCUCAUCGCACCGCCGCUCGACCUCUGGUCGCUCCGGACGGGGGCCCAUCCUAAGCGCCGACCGCUUGCACCUUCAGGCGGACACGACCGCCACAACCUCCAUGAUGCACGAUGACUCCAAGUCGCCGGCCAGCAACAGUGCGCGCACCGUCGAGACGACCAUCUCGCGCCAGUCUUCGAUGGCUGGCCGGCCCCGCCGCCAGCUGCCCCCUCCGCUGCGUAUCGAGGAAAGCAACUUCCACCGGACGCCUUCGGUGCAGUCGGGUCGAACGCCAUCGUCGGGGGUCAACGCCGCCGCCCACAACUCGUCGAUUCGCUCGACGGCGAGCCGGGUGAGCAGCACCGCGCCCCUCUACCGCCGCUACAGCCGCUCGCAGCCGCAGCCACCCUCGAUGCCCGACGACGAUGCCGGCGAUGACGUCAGCUCGCUCGUCGGCAACAGCUCCGAUGUGACGUCGAGCACGUACUGCGUGCUGCCGGAGUCGGCCGCUCACUACGUCAACGAUCCGCUCAGUGUGGCACCGGCCCACCGACACCUCAGCGGCUCGAGCGCCACCUACCGGCGGCGCAGCUCCGCACAAACACAGGCGUCCCACCUGUCAGCGCAGAGUCACGCGACGAGCGCCUCGAGUGCCAGCAGGGGACGACGUGGGAGCGCCGGGACGGAGGAUCGCGAGGCCACCGACGAGCUGCUGGCCGACGACGACGUGUCGGAGAUAUUCAGCUCCGUCUCGCAACCGUCGGCACGCAAACCGGUCGGCAUUCUCAAGGCGACGCCCUCGAUUGCGUCCAUCAGCGAGAGCGAGUACUCGUCGCGCAAGGGCUCGUUCAGCACGCUGUCGCGCGACCUCGAGAUCAUCGACCAGCUCGAGCGGGAGCGCAGCAUGGACAUCCAGGAGAUGAUACAGCGCGAAAAGUCCUACGAGCAGUACCUGGUGCGCCAGAACUCCAAGCUCAAGUUCUCCACCAACUUCGACGAGUACUUCGAGUCGGCGGCGGUUCGGGAAGCUGCGGCGGCGGCGUCCGGUGGUGCAGGUGACGGUUCGCCACAACCUUCGCACCAGGGAGGGAGCGCGCAGCUACCCCUGCAGCCUAUGCAGGCCGCCGGCACCGUAGCGCAGCUUCCUACACCCGCUUCCCGAGGUGGAAGUCUAUCGCCCCAUUCGCGGGCCCGCUCACCAAUGCAUCGGCGCAGUAGCCAGCUGAGUGGUCCACCGGCGUCGGCAGGAUACGCGGGUGAGAUGGGCGUUGGUGAGCGGCAACAGGCCGCCUUCGGACCACGCCGCUCAAUCGAGCUGGAGCGGCGCUUCCAUCGCACCUACUCGACCAGCGGCUCCACGCGAAGCGGUUCGACGAGAUCCCGCGACCGGAUCACGUUCCAGGAUCAGGUCUGAGGGUUAGCCGGCGGGGAUGCAGGCCACGUCGGGCACGAAUGUGUCUCGCGGACCAUCUCCGAGGAAGCUGCCGACCCGAGACGGACCCGAGACUUGCUGGUUUAAGCUUGCCGUGAGUCAAGCACUCAGGUACUAACCUAAGCUUGAUGGUUUCACACAAUACCCAACAUCAAAAGAGUAAGGUGGUGGUGACUUCAGAAGAUCGCUUGGUUGUUGAACUGUAGGUUAAUACCAAUCACCAGUCACUGGUUUCAAACUCUUGUGGGCUUGGAGGAUCAUAUCAGGCUAGGUCUAUUGGAUUUGAGGACUAAAACAAGAGCCAAGCUAUGAACUUCCAAGAAUAAGGAGGUAUCAUUCUAACCCUGUAUGAACUGAAUCCAAAUGCUUCGUAGGUAAUCCCCAUUGACCAUACAGUUCGUCCCGAGGUGAAUCCCUGUAACUUCACCAUAGUAGUCCAAACUGAUGUAAAGUGCAAGUAAGCGGGAACUCAAACAAACCCUUAGUACAACCUUCCUGUUUUUUUAACCUGACUUACUAAGGAUUACAGUUGAUAGCAUAUCCUACAUACAGGCGCACACCAACACA
Molecule: messenger RNA, 3324 nt
Organism: Anopheles coustani
Lineage: Eukaryota; Metazoa; Arthropoda; Insecta; Diptera; Culicidae
Product: G-protein coupled receptor moody
Exons: 7
Coding region: 1-2739 (912 amino acids)
Biological process (GO): neuropeptide signaling pathway
Cellular component (GO): membrane
Molecular function (GO): neuropeptide receptor activity
Source: RefSeq, a predicted model, not a curated record